Molecule: messenger RNA, 3289 nt
Organism: Chara braunii
Lineage: Eukaryota; Viridiplantae; Streptophyta; Charophyceae; Charales; Characeae
Source: the annotation of a GenBank genome assembly
GAUGAGGGAGAAGCACUGUUGAAAACUAUAGGGCACGUGUUCGGCGGGGUUGAGCAAGGAGAGAGAAGAGAGAGCGCAGUGGGUUUGGCCAAGAAGAAAGCAGCGGGAGUCGAUUAGCUCCCGCCAUGGCGAAUGCCGCCGUAGCCAGUGUAGGUAGCGCCCUUAGUGACAGCCUGGUGAAAACCGCUAUGGCUGACUCGGGUACGAUGAUGGGCGGSGAGUUGGGGGCCACGUUGGUAUCUCCUUGGGCAGCCCAGGUUUUCAUCCCAGCUGCAGCUCUCAUUGGGAUGGCGUUUGCCAUACURCAAUGGUCCRUGGUCGCGAARAUUCCGGUGCGAUCGGCYGCGGCCGGUGAUGACUAUUUAAUGGCGGAUGAGGGUGGGCUCGAGGAUGCCAGCGUGAUUGCGAAGGUGGCGGACAUUCAGGAGGCGAUCUCCCUUGGAGCAGUGUCGUUCUUGACGACGGAGUACUGGUACUUGACCAUCUUCAUGACACUGUUUACUGUUAUCAUCUUCGUCUUCCUUGGAUCCGUCGACGGCUUCGGGAGGGAGUGGAAGCCUUGCGAUGCCAAGGUUCCCACUGGGAAGAUGUGUGCGCCAGGCACUGCCGUCGCAUUCUUCAGCGCCGUGGCCUUCGCUCUCGGUGCACUGACUUCCACCCUGUCGGGCUUCCUGGGCAUGAAGAUCGCAACUUACGCGAAUGCCAGGACGGCCCUGCAGGCUAGGAAGGGCAUUGGCGCGGCCUUCGCGGCUGCCUUCAGAUCUGGCGCUGUGAUGGGCUUCCUGCUGACGGCGAACGGCCUGUUGGUGCUGUUCCUGGCGAUUCUUGGGUUCAAAAAGUACUUCGGCGACGACUGGGUGGUGAAGAACUGGUACAUGUUCUUCUGCGUGGCGGCCGGUUUGUGGGCGGGACUGAUCAUCGGGUACAUCACGGAGUACUUCACCAGCCACCAGUACUCGCCAGUGCGCGACGUGGCGGAUGCGUGCAGGACGGGAGCUGCAACCAACAUCAUCUUCGGUCUGGCUCUGGGUUACAAGUCUGUGAUCAUCCCUGUGUUUGCCAUCGCCGGCGCCGUCUACCUCUCCUACAGCCUGGCGGCCAUGUACGGCAUUGCGUGCGCAGCACUUGGAAUGCUCAGCACUCUGUCCACCUGCCUCGCCAUCGACGCCUACGGCCCCAUCAGCGACAAUGCCGGUGGGAUCGCCGAGAUGGCAGAGAUGGGUCCAGCCAUCCGUGAGAAGACGGACGCGCUGGAUUCGGCUGGGAACACGACUGCUGCUAUCGGCAAGGGCUUUGCGAUCGGGUCGGCUGCGCUGGUGUCGCUCGCUCUGUUUGGCGCCUACGUGAAUCGCGCCGGCAUCUCGGAGGUGAACGUGAUCGCACCGAGGGAGUUCGUGGGUCUGCUCGUGGGGGCGAUGCUGCCGUACUGGUUCUCGGCGAUGACGAUGAAGAGUGUGGGCAAGGCGGCUCUGGCCAUGGUGGAGGAAGUGAGGCGGCAGUUCAACACCAUUGCGGGCCUGCUGGAGGGAACGGUGAAGCCGGACUACAAGAAGUGCGUGAUGAUCUCCACGGACGCGUCGCUCAGGGAGAUGAUCGCUCCAGGCUGCUUGGUGAUGCUCACACCCAUYAUUGCGGGUUACCUGUUCGGCGUGUACACGCUAGCAGGUGUUCUUGCGGGCGCCCUGGUUUCCGGAGUGCAGAUGGCCAUCUCCGCCUCCAACACCGGCGGAGCGUGGGACAACGCGAAGAAGUUCAUCGAGGCAGGCAACACGGAGCAGUCACGCGCGCUCGGGCCGAAGGGCUCCGCAUGCCACAAGGCAGCCGUCAUCGGAGACACCGUGGGCGAUCCCCUCAAGGACACGUCGGGCCCAUCUCUCAACAUCCUCAUCAAGCUCAUGGCAGUCGAGUCUCUUGUCUUCGCACCAUUCUUUAAGGAGCAUGGCGGCAUUCUUUUCGGUGGCAACAGUUAGAGCGGUGUUAAUCACCCUGGAGAUUUUUGCUGUUUUGGAGCGUGUCUGCUUUUAGCGAUUUCGGGCUAGGGCACGGAAUCGGCCAGGCAAUCAAAAUACUCUCUUUCCCCGACUUCCUGCCCCCUGGUUACAUUGUAAUCGCUGGCGACGUAACGAAGUUUGGAGGUUGUUAACGUCCUCAACGACGCUCCAAUAUAGUCGGUGCAGGGAAAGGAAUGGCUUUUUUCUCCCCCGAUUUUGAGGAGAUACUAGCCGGCCCAGGUGGAAGGAAAUCUGUUAGCUAACUACAAGUUUGUGGCAUUUUCAUUCGUUGACUCACUCGUGCUAUUUGUAGAGUCUCUCUCUCUCUCUCGGAGUAGUACCGCCUUUGAAACGUCGUGGUCUGCUUUUAUUGAUUAGUUCCUUGAUCGCUUGCCAUAAGAGGAAGAGUGCAUAUGGAGAGUUGCACGCUAAGAGUGCAAAUGGAGAGUUGCGCGCUCGGGGAAAAAGUACGGGUGUAAUAAAUACUUCGGAUGGUUUGGAGCAGGCAUACCAUUGUGUUAUAUAAUCUCAGGAGAUGCGUAGCAGGGAGGCUUGUGGGCCGUUGACCAUAGGAUGGCAGACCUUCGUCUUUGUUGAUGCUUUUCCUCUCGAUGGAGUUCUCGUUUGUUAUUGGCGACGAGUUGUUUUCGUCUUCUGCCGAAUACCAUCUGAAAUGUGAUCUGUCGACGACUCGACGUCCCUUCUUAUUGGCGACGAGUUGUUUUCGUCUUCUGCCGAAUACCAUCGAGUGUCUAUCUGUUGACCUGUGCUGGCAAUGACCUCGCGGUAUCUAUCGUUUGGUUGGUUACCCACUUCUUUCUUAUGUUGAAGGUCGUGUCGAUCUUCGCGUACGACCCCUGUCCGAAGUUAUAGCGCGCUGGUUUUCCUUGGAAGGGCCAUGAGAUAAUGUCUUUAACAACCAUAUCGGGGGACCAGACGAAAUAUGGUCUUCUCUGUGAGGAAAGACUGGCUUUCUUCCAAGUAUGGUGGCGUGAAUAUGGUCCAUUUGAAAGUAAUGGGAGGGAGGGGACCGGAGGGAAUAAACGUAGGGUUCCGGAUGUGGAUGCUGUGGAUUCUUUGGCGCUGGUUGGAGCCUUUGGGGAUUCCAUUCCGGUGAUUAUGGCACGAGUGUUUUGGGUAUUACUGCGAUUAGUAGGUUAUCACUACCCGAGGAUGCUCGCUGAGUGCGCUGCUUACUGGGUUUCGAGGGUUUCAAAUAUAUAUGUUUGUGAUGUGGAUCCUUUCCGUCAGGAGAGAACAUUAUGAAAACAUUUUCCGAAUAAAUAAUACCCGUGUCG